Messenger RNA from Strongylocentrotus purpuratus (purple sea urchin), 1078 nucleotides. RefSeq names its product adhesion G-protein coupled receptor G2-like. Gene Ontology annotation, cellular component: membrane. The coding region runs from base 167 to 1078 and encodes 303 amino acids. Gene Ontology annotation, biological process: G protein-coupled receptor signaling pathway; cell surface receptor signaling pathway. Gene Ontology annotation, molecular function: G protein-coupled receptor activity. The transcript has 4 exons. The record is from RefSeq and is a predicted model, not a curated record. Lineage: Eukaryota; Metazoa; Echinodermata; Echinoidea; Camarodonta; Strongylocentrotidae.
UUAACUUGUGUUUAGGUGGACGAUUUCAGAAUAGAUAAUAAUGUCAUGUUUUCUCAGUUAAUUUCGAGCCUUCAUUUUCUUUCCGUUAAAGGAUAUCUAUGGAGGAGAACAAUUAUCGGUUGAGGCAGAUUUCAUCCUCGAGAUCGUUAGCUAUGUUGGUUGCCUGAUGUCAAUAUCGGGCCUUGUGAUGACAAUCUUUACAUUUGCCACAAACAAAAAGCUUCGAGACCGGAAACCCAACCAGAUUCUCCUAUCCCUCUGCUGUGCCUUACUAGGACUCUAUGUGGUCUUUAUAGUCAUGAUAUCAGUGGACACUAAACGGGAUGUGACUGAGCUCUCCCCUCUCCCUUGCUCGAUCCUGGCUGCAUUCCUCCAAUAUUUCAUCCUGGCAGCUAUUUUCUGGAUGGCCGUUGAGGGCUACAACAUGCAUAAUCUCCUCGUACUGGUCCACCAUUACUAUUUGCCACGGUUUAUGAAGAAAGCUUCGUUGAUCGCAUGGGGUUGCCCUUUGUUAAUAGUCGGGAUUACUGCAGGUGCUUCAAGACAACACUACGCACAGACAGAUUUUUGCUUCCUUGCAUUUUGGCCUGUGAUCAGUGGGCUCCUGAUACCUAUUGGUGUCGUCAUGAUCUUCAACUUUGUCAUCUAUGUUCGGGUCCUCAUGCGACUAAACAAAACUAUGAAAGGACAACACCUGGACAAGACGGAGAAGCGCCAGCGGAUUCGACGUUUCCAGAACGCAGUUUGCAUCUUGACUCUAAUGGGUCUCACGUGGUCUUUUGGUUACCUGAGCAUCAUACAACCAGCCAGUGCGGUUGUACAAGGAAUCUUCACUGUACUGAACUCUCUUCAGGGGUUUUUCAUCUUCAUGCUGUAUUGCGUUAGACAGCCUCAGGUGCGCAUGGCAUGGCGUUCCCAGUUCAAAUGCUGCUUACCUAAAUAUUUCACGACGCCCUCUGCGGCCAGUUCCGGUUCUGGACAACCCAGCUCAACGCUCAAGAACAGCUCAUCAGACCUGAAGGACGGCCCUUUCCCAACUCGGACUCCAGCGGAAAUCCGCCCAGAGACAGGAGGCUAG